UAUUUGCAGAGUGACCAAGUGGUGAAUUUUCAUUGUUGACUAAUGAGAUUCAUUGAUAUCAGGUGUGUGGUUGGUGCUUGAACCUGAUAAAGCAGUUUGCUGGGGUGUGUCAAAGAUAUGGACAUGAUCUGUGCAGAUGUGAUCAUUUGGAAAAGAGAUUUCCACAUCUUAGAACCAAUAUAAAGGGUAGAAGCUAUACCAGGCAGCUUUACUUGCUCCAGUACCUUCUUCCUGUCAGGCAAAAUGAAAAUUCUUGUGGCAUUUCUGGUGGUGCUGGCCAUCUUUGGGACACAGUCGCAUGGAUAUGAGGUUUAUAACAUCAUCAGCCCAGGCAACAAUGGUGGCAAUGUUCAGGAAACAGUGACGAUUGACAAUGAAAAAAAUACUGCUACCGUUGACAUCCAUGCUGGAUCAUGUUCUUCCACCACGAUUUUUGACUAUAGACAUGGCUACAUCGCAUCCAGGGUGCUCUCCCGAAGAGCCUGCUACGUCCUAAAGAUGGACCGUUCAGCUAUCCCUGCUCUGGACAAACUGGAACGGUACCUCUAUGAGAUGAAGACGAUAAACGUCAUGUCCUCCAACAAAUACACCUGGGUCAAGUACAACCCUCUGCAGUCUCUGAUCACGAAUGUGGACUGGUUCCUGUUUGGGUCACCCAUUGAGCAACUCUGCAAACACAUCCCCUUGUAUAAGGGGGAAGUGGUUAAAAAGACAGAUGAUACUGCUGCUGGAGGUUGUGCAAAGGCAGGGCUCCUGGGCGUCUUGGGAAUUUCCAUCUGCGCAGGCUUCCAUAUUUAGGAUGAUCACCUACUGGGUUUCAUCCUUUCAAAGAAAUCUAACCUUGGUUUCCACUCAGAAGUCAGAUUAAAUUCUUUCUCAACAUCUUGUCUAAUUGCGAGAUUCAGUAAUAAAAUACGUUAUAUUUACAGAUAAA
Messenger RNA from Ictidomys tridecemlineatus (thirteen-lined ground squirrel), 934 nucleotides. RefSeq names its product gastrokine 2 (gene Gkn2). Lineage: Eukaryota; Metazoa; Chordata; Mammalia; Rodentia; Sciuridae. The record is from RefSeq and is a predicted model, not a curated record.